UGGCAUAAUUAUUGUUUCUCAGUUAUGGGAUGGAGUAGUUGAGCGUGACAUUGCCUUACCACGAAUGAAAAAUACUAGUAGUCCAGGAUGAGCAGUGGGCCUGGAGCGGAGGGCUAUGGCUCUUUGCCUGGCACGGAUAGUUCACAGGCUACAUCAGCAUUGAUCGUGGAGCCCAGUGACGGAGUUCCUGGCAACUAUCAGCAGCUACAUAACGAGCACUCGAAUGUCGGGGGCGAACAGUUUGGCAGCUCUGCUGCUGCAGCUGUCGUCAAUCCUACUAGUACUACGCCCCUUUCCGUGCAGAACGAUGCUACAGAACAUGGGCAACAGAAACACAGUGCUGGGACAAGCGGCACGACAGGUUCCGGCUUUGGUGCUGCCAGCGACGGUGCGCUAAAGUUCAUUCUUCUGGUGUUCGUCAUCGUGCUCUUCUUGUUCGGUAACUGGGCAAAUGACGAGCCCUUGGUCAGGAGUGGUCCAGCGGCCAAUGCUUCCCGGCGCCGUGCGGACUGGGCCAGCCUGCCAAGCUCUUACUACUUCUCGCUCUACUUCUGCGUGUCGCUUGGCCUCCUGACGCUGAUGACACAGCGCUACGCACCGGCACUGCUACUUGCCUUGUUCAGCACGCUAGCUAUACUGCAAGAUUGGGUCAUGUUUGCCUUCUACUGGCCAGCUAUAUCUGACAAUCUGGCGAGUAACGACCUGACAGCACAUGGUAGGACCAGGCUGAGACUUAACAGAGCUGCCAUGGUGUUGGCACACUUAUCCAGGUACGUCAUCGUACUUAUUGGAUUCUGUAUGGCGUAUCGACGUGGCUGGCUUCAGAAUAGGCCAGGUCUUUCACUGAGCUCGUUGUCUUACUCACACUUGCGAGGUCGCUCCAGUAGAGGUGGAAAUCUCUACUGAGAUAACUGCUGCCAGUGGUGAUCCAGCCUAUCUUGUUGAUGUAGGAGAGGCAAGGCCAGACAUGUACUUGGUCAAGGGACUAGAGACACCCAGGUGAAGAUGGAUGAUAUUGACAUUGUAUUCGUAUGUUGAUUACUUCAAAGUAUUUGCUAGAGCCAGAAGUAGGUAAAUGCCAAAUGUGGCCGCCGUGACUGUCACACAACAGAGCAUAAUCAGCAGGACCGUGACACUUGCGUUAGCACUCUCUUCCCAUGUCUCCCCUCCUCCCCCCCCCCCUCUCACUCCCUCUCCCCCCCCCCCCCCCCUCUCUCUCUCUCUCUGUCUCUCUCUGUCUGUCUGUCUGUCUGUCUGUCUGUCUGUCUGUCUGUCUGUCUGUCUGUCUUUCUGUCUGUCUCCCUCCCUCCCUCCCUCUCUCUCUCUCUCUCUCUCUCUCUCUCUCUCUCUCUCUCUCUCUCUCUCUCUCUCUCUCUCUCUCUCUCUCUCUCUCUCUCUCUCUCUCUCUCUCUCUCUCUCUCUCUCUCUCUCUCUCUCUCUCUCUCUGUCUCUCUCUCUCUGUCUCUCUGUCUCUCUCUGUAUAUUGCUGACAUUGCUAUUGCUCUAUCUACUUGUCUUGCUCAUUGAUGCUCAACUGCAUCAUGGCUGCAUCAUGGCUGUGGGAUGAUGACGAUGAUCAUUAUGAUGAUGGCUGUGUGGAUAGGUUUAUUGAACUCGUGUUUUAGACUCUUCGCCCUCUAUCUUCAGUCGGUUGAUGUCGCUGGCGAUGCACCUCUGUAUUUUCUGAGAUGUCGCUGCCAAGUUGUACUGGCUUGGCCAGUUUUUUGCUUACUAUGUUGGUAGAGUAUAAUUAUGUGCAUUUUCGUGCCUGUUUCUGAAUGAUGACCACUAGGUAUAUAUCUGA
This is a messenger RNA of Sycon ciliatum, 1804 nucleotides long. RefSeq lists its product as uncharacterized. NCBI's taxonomy places the organism in Eukaryota, Metazoa, Porifera, Calcarea, Leucosolenida, Sycettidae. The record is from RefSeq and is a predicted model, not a curated record. The transcript has 8 exons. The coding region runs from base 88 to 906 and encodes 272 amino acids.